This is a messenger RNA of Seminavis robusta, 258 nucleotides long. The record is from the annotation of a GenBank genome assembly. NCBI's taxonomy places the organism in Eukaryota, Bacillariophyta, Bacillariophyceae, Naviculales, Naviculaceae.
AUGAAGCUCUCCACCGUCGCGUUCUUUCUGUUGGCGUGUCUUACUAGUCAAGUCAGCGCCGAGUCGGAUGUCCUCGACAAAGUGCAAUUGUUACUGAAUGGUGAUCGUGAAAGGGAGCUGAAAGGUUUUAAUAUUCCCAAACCUACUCCCGCAGAGGCACCUCAUCCUGCACCGACUCCAAAGGCCCCAACCUACAUUACAGGUGCGCCUUCACAUUCACGUCAGGACCAAGAUUACACACUGGUGGAGUUCCAUUGA